This is a messenger RNA of Colletotrichum destructivum, 198 nucleotides long. RefSeq lists its product as uncharacterized. The record is from RefSeq and is a predicted model, not a curated record. NCBI's taxonomy places the organism in Eukaryota, Fungi, Ascomycota, Sordariomycetes, Glomerellales, Glomerellaceae. Bases 1 to 198 code for a protein of 65 amino acids. The transcript is spliced from 2 exons.
AUGAUGCGAACCUCAUCAGGUUUAAAUGUCACCAAGAAGGCCGGCCCUGUCAUUGACAAUCCUCGAGAGCUCGUCAAGUGGUGUCCACAGGCUGAGUACCGUGUAAGAUGGGAGCGUGGCAAGUCCAUACUUUCUCAGAAGGCACACAAGCUCUCGCCAGGAGUGCUUGUCCGUCCUUUGGCACCACACUGGCGAUGA